Molecule: messenger RNA, 2582 nt
Organism: Oldenlandia corymbosa var. corymbosa
Lineage: Eukaryota; Viridiplantae; Streptophyta; Magnoliopsida; Gentianales; Rubiaceae
Source: the annotation of a GenBank genome assembly
CUGACAGAUUAAUGAGUUCCAAACUAAAUUUUGCAAAGCUAGCCAAAGCAAAAGAAGAUCUUAAAGAGGCUGCCUUGCUUAACAGAAGUGAAGAAAGGGGGGUAAAAAAAAAUUAAAGAGAAUGUACAAAUGGCAAAAGUAUGGAACCACUUUCAUUGAUAUAUGCAGCUAGAUUUUCAUAAAACGUGUCUGGUUUACCUCAGUAGAAGAGUUUUUUGUGGGUCUCUUUCUUUAGGCCCCCCAAAAAAUUGAGCACAAAUUAUUCAAUGCUAAAGCUAACUUUAGCCCCCAAUCCACCCAUGUAGCUAUUAGCCCACCUCUAUAUCUCUCUCAUUUUGUUGCCUUGCCCCUUAACCAGGGAAAUUUGUAGCUCAAAAUCAUACCUAAUUGUCUGUUUUAUGAUCCAUUUCUUUCUGGGUUGUACUUCUCCUUUUCUGUUUGGUCCACUUUUAUGGUGCUGUGUUCCUGAAAUUGAAGCAUUGUGUUCUGUUUUGAGUCUUUUUGCCAUUAGGUUUCAUUAAAGAAAACAGAAUAUUCCUCCAAAAAAAAAAAAAAAAAACAGGUAGCAGAGGGGAAGAUCAUAUAUGGAUUAGUUAGUUAAAUUCUAUGGUGAUCAAUCAGGUAGAAAUUUGAGUAAAAUGGAUUUUCACAAUUCUGCUGUGUUCAAUGGGAAAUCAGUUCAAGUACGCCCUGAUUUAGCAAAAACUUCUUCACUUUCUAAGAAGUUCAUCAGAAAGAGUCCAGGAGAUUUUGUUGAUUCUUCCUGGCCUAAUAAUGAGUUUAACAAGCAGCAGGAAGGAGGUGGAAGAAGCAAUUCCAUCAUGACUUCUUCUUCUUCAACAAAUCCGGCAAAAAGACAGAGAGCUUCUUCUUCUUACCCGAAUUCGCAGAUUAGCCGUUGCCAAGUUGAGGGAUGCAAUAUUGAUCUUUCAUCGGCCAAAGAUUAUCACCGGCGACAUAGAAUUUGUGAGUGUCAUUCCAAGAGCCCAAAAGUCAUUGUUGCUGGAAUGGAAAGAAGGUUUUGCCAACAAUGUAGCAGGUUUCAUAAUCUGGCGGAGUUUGAUGAUAAGAAAAGAAGCUGCAGACGGCGUCUUUCCGAUCAUAACGCCAGGCGUCGCAGGCCGCAGCCUGAAGCAAUGCACUUGAGCUCAGUGGGAAUGACUGCUUCAAUCUAUGAAAGGAGGCCUCCAAGUUUUUUGCUUAACAGGUUGGCUUCUUCACUGUCUACUACUACGUGGGAGAGUUCUUGUAGCUUGAAGAUGACACAUCAUUCAGGUAAAAUUUGGAUUCAUUUUCGUACUUCUCUUCGUUUAAAAAAUGAUUCAGAAAAUGUUGGGUAGUACGUAGGUAGAACAGAGUUUGAACAUCAUGGUUCCAGUUUAAUUCAGUGCCGAAUAUAAAACAAAUUAUCUUCCAACACUGAAAAUGAAUAAAAAGGAUUCUUAUUUUAGGACGGGCGUGACAAUACUGUUAUAUCUUAAUCAGUAUUUGUUCUUCAUCCCUUCUCCGGUCCAAAUGUUAUUGUCAAUGCAACAGUUAUAUUCUAAAGUUGUAGGACAAACUAAACCGAAUCAGAUUUCAACCCUCUAACUUCUAAUCAAAAUUAUUUGUGAUCAACUUGACUUCUUUUGAAUGUGAAUCAUUUUAUUGAUCAGUAAUUGAAUGUAUAUCCGUGGUUGUGAUGUUUUUCAGGCUUAUUGAUUAAGUACAGGGAUCAAUCAUCAAUCUUGUUAAGUUACUCUUAUUUAAGCAUCAGUUUUUUCAUUUUCCCUCGAACCAUUUAUGCUACAUUUGAGGGAGUUUCUCUGUUGGUCUGAAUAUAUGUGUAAAACUUAACAUGUCACAUUAGUUCAACAAUGUCAAUUUCGAACUUUUAACCGAGCUUUUUGAUUAAGUUGUGAUGGACUAGGCUUUUUUUUUUUUUUUUGUAAAAUCUAAUAUAUAGGGGUACAAAGUGUUCAUCUUUUGCUGCUGUUAAUAUUCUUGCAGGUGAAGGAUCUGCAGCCCAUUCUUACCUGAAUGAAGCACCAACUCUGCCGCGUGCUCUCUCUCUUCUGUCAGCUACUACUAGUACUACUACUACUUCUAAUCAUUGGGGAUUGAAUCAACCUGAAUCCACCUCUCUGCAAGAUCCAUUUAUGCAAGCAACCGCCACCAUGAUGGCGCAGCCGGUAAUGCAGCCGGAAUCGCUGAAUUGGCCUGUCAUUUCAGUAGCACAUGUUCCAGCAGAACAAGCACAUUCCAUAUCACCUUUGCAGUGAAUCAGUGGCAUUGUUGCUUUAGUUUUCUGAUAGCUAGCUCUUUCCAAUAUGUUAAAGCUUCCUCUCUCUCUAUUUUUUUUUUUUUUUGGGUUUCCCCCCAGUGGUUCGCUGAAUAAUCUAAAUUAAGCUGGAUGUUUUAUGAAAUUGGUUUGUUGAUCAAACUGGAUGUUUUUUGCUUCUCUUUGAAAUUUUAGUCAUCAUGAAAAAUUGGAAAAUUAUGCAGAAUGAUCCAUAAUUCCUGUAUUGGAGACACCUUUUGUGUGUCAUACCGUCCAACAUCGUUAUCAGGUUGGACGUUUAGUGUUGUAAGGUUUUAUUCCG